AUGCCGAAAAACCGACCCGCCACGUCGGGAUACGCCCGUCUGGCUCAGGAAGAAGAAGAUAGAUCCCAUGAUGUGUACGACUAUUCAGAUGACGAUGAACUUAACCAACCCGCCGACACGAUAUCCGAAUCCGCCCCCCGAUAUGCGCCAAUCUCAUCCCGAUCCCAGAUGCAGGCCUCGUCGCUCGCCUCCCCCCCCGAACCUCGACGAAGACCCAGCGGACAUUACCGACGAGGCCGGAGAAACUCCGGCGUAGACAUCAAGGCCAUCAAUGCGCGCCUGGAGCGGUGGGCCGAGGAAAUCGCCUCGAAGUUCAAGAUCAACAAGGUCAAAGGGAAGACUUUGGAGGAGGAGAAAUUGGAGAUCUACCAUUCCGUCUUCCAGGCCCCCGACGGGGUCCGGCCCGUCACCGCCGAAACGCUGGAGUCGGACGAAGUGGAAGGGGCGCAACGUCGGGCCCGUGACGAAUUCGAGGAAGUGGUGGAGGGCGUCCGCAUUGCCAUUGAGAUGGGCGUUCACCCUCGCAUGAUCUCGCAAGGUAGCUCCGGCAGUUACUUUGCGCGCAAUGCCGAUGGAAAGGUCGUGGGUGUGUUCAAACCCAAAGACGAGGAACCUUACGCAUCCCGCAAUCCUAAAUGGACUAAGUGGAUUCACCGGAAUCUUUUCCCUUGCUUUUUCGGGCGUGCCUGCUUGAUCCCCAAUCUGUCUUAUGUCUCCGAAGCGGCCGCUUAUGUUCUCGACUCGCGCCUACGCACCAACCUCGUUCCGUACACCGAUAUCGUGUAUCUAUCUUCGAAAUCAUUCUACUACGACUUCUGGGAUCGGAGAAAGGCAUGGAUGGGCAAGAAACCGCUCCCACACAAGGCAGGUAGUUUCCAGGUUUUCUUAAAGGGUUACAAGGAUGCAAACCUGUUCCUGCGUGAUCACCCCUGGCCGGAUCAGGCGAAUACUGGAUUCCGCGCAGAGGACGCGCCCAAACGCAAGAAGCGCCCUUGGAAUGAAGCUUGCCGACCUUCCGGUGUUCAUUCAGACGACGAGGAGGAAGAUGAGGAGGUGCAUGUUCCCGGCCAAGCUCCCUCGCCCCGGGAGGAGAGCCGCGAGCGACGGUUCUACUGGACCGAAGGUCUUAAACAAUCUUUCAGGGAGGAGCUGGAGAAAUUGGUCAUUCUGGAUUACAUCAUGCGGAACACAGACCGUGGGCUAGACAAUUGGAUGAUCAAGAUCGAUUGGAACACGGAGGAAGUAUCCAUUGUGGCCGAUCCGCCGCAACCCAACGGGGCUCAGCAGGAGGACGACGAUCAUCUCCCUCCCGCACGACCGAUUUCAGUUAACUCUGACAAGCCAUCCACCGCUUCAUAUCCAUACAAGAGGCACGAGACAAUGGUUGCCGUCAGUCGGUCUGGAACCCCAUUGAACGCACAGGAGCCGCAGGCGUCCAUUCAGAUUGGAGCAAUUGAUAACAGUUUGUCAUGGCCAUGGAAACACCCGGAUGCCUGGCGAAGCUUUCCUUUCGGUUGGCUGUUUCUCCCUGUUUCUUUAAUAGGACAGCCCUUCUCCCAAAGAACGAGAGAUCACUUCCUCCCACUCCUCACGUCAACAGCCUGGUGGAGUGGAACGCAGAUGGCCCUCCGACGGGUGUUCUCGCAGGAUGACGACUUCAAGGAGAGUAUGUUCGCCAGGCAGAUCGCCGUGAUGAAGGGCCAAGCAUGGAAUGUUGUCGAGACAUUGAAGCACCCCGACCACGGUCCGUUGGAGCUCACCAGACGUACUCGAGUCUGUGUCUGGGACGAUUUAGUGGACGUUCCGGUUGCCAUUCCCCUUCGUGGACCAUCCACGGAGGCUCAACGACGCAAAGUCCGGGCCUACGACCGUUACGACCGUUAUGACCCCGACAACGAGGAAAUGGACAUUGGUGCGGCCAUGUCUCUGGGCACUGGUCCGGAGAAUGACCUUCUAGGAUUGGGAUCCUCCCCAAACGAACUCCCCAACCCCAACCGAUUCGAGCUUUCCCGGAGCCGUCACUCCCGUGACUUUGACAUGCCCCGGGCUCAGAAUGGCAGCCCUGCUACGCUAAACGACUAUGGCUUCGGCCGACGAAACAUCGACGACUUCGGCGACGAUCGAGGCUUGGAUCAGAGCUGGGCCACCCUCCCUCCUCGGCCGGGUAAGAAGCAUCAGAAGCAUAGUUCGGUGUCUUCGAACGGGCGCAGUGCAGCGCAUCUGAUUUGGAGUAGUGAUGACUUGGAAGGUGAUUUGGGAUAUGCAGCUGCCGAGGGAAUGGAAGGAAACCAACGCAAAGUCAUCGUGGAGCGAAUUGAAGCUGUCAAGAGCAAAAACCCUGUUUUCACCUGGUGCUAG
This is a messenger RNA of Aspergillus melleus, 2358 nucleotides long. It is a transcript of the gene lsb6, whose product is annotated as 1-phosphatidylinositol 4-kinase LSB6. The record is from RefSeq and is a predicted model, not a curated record. Gene Ontology annotation, molecular function: 1-phosphatidylinositol 4-kinase activity. Lineage: Eukaryota; Fungi; Ascomycota; Eurotiomycetes; Eurotiales; Aspergillaceae. The coding region runs from base 1 to 2358 and encodes 785 amino acids. Gene Ontology annotation, cellular component: fungal-type vacuole membrane; trans-Golgi network; lysosomal membrane. The transcript has 2 exons. Gene Ontology annotation, biological process: endosome organization; Golgi organization; phosphatidylinositol phosphate biosynthetic process.